AUGACCAGGAACUUGCUGGAACAUGGCUUGCCCCUGAUGCUCCGCACUGUUGUGCUCGGCAACAGAUUCGCAGAGUACUUUGUGUGUAUCCACAAAGGCGGAGAACAUUUCAGCUUGUUGGAUCGGAAAGUUAGCCGGGACAAGAAUAACUUCCACUACGCCUGGGAGGACAUGCAGAAGUAUCACUUUGUGGAAUAUGAUGGACAUACAGAGGAAGCUGGUGAGGUGGCCAAUGAACGCAAGGAGCUGUGGACGAAUGGAUACUACACUCGCGAAAUGAUGCGGUGCACCUUCAGCGAGAGCUGCUGCCCUCAGCAGAUGGACAUGAUGUUCAGAUCAAAGGAGGCGUUGCAGUGCGUGGUGGAUAUAUUCGAUUCAAAGCUAAAGGCCAGACGGAACCAGACAUCUCAGACAUCUAUCUCUCCCAGUACGCAGACACCCUCAUGCCAUGGAGCCUUCAAUCUGGAGGACUGGGCUUGGACUCCUUCUUCGCCCGAGCACCAGGUGUGGGUGCCAUCUCCAGAAUCAACACCGCAGGCCGUCAAUCCAUCGACCCCUCUCCCCACCAUGGCUUGGCCAUCUCCAUCACCAAAGUCAGCAGAGGUUCUCAUCCAGCCUCCGGAGACUGACUCUGAGCGGCCUCCAGACUGGGCCUCCAUGAGCGAGAGGUCACUGAACAGCUUUUAUGCCGUUUGA
Molecule: messenger RNA, 696 nt
Organism: Durusdinium trenchii
Lineage: Eukaryota; Dinophyceae; Suessiales; Symbiodiniaceae
Source: the annotation of a GenBank genome assembly